AUGAUUGCGCCGGGAGUGGCCAUCCCUGUCUCGAGCCUGCCAGCACCUCGCACAGCUGUGCAGAACACGAGAUGCAGCGCGGGCCAGAGUGGAGCUGCAUACGGAAUUGCGAUGGGAGCACUAUCUCUGCCCGCCCUGAAGCUUAUCUCCAGGCAGCGCCGCAACACUCUCCAUAGUCGGAUCCAUGUCAGCCGACAGGCGCAGAAGACGGAGGCUCCGGAAGUUGACGACAAAGAUGAGGCCACCGACGAGACGGAGGAACUGCAGGCGUCGGAGGAGCAGGAGGAGCAGGUACCAGAGGAGUCGAUCCAGAAGGUCAAGCCACGGCAGCGCCGGAUGCCUUUUGAUCCUACGGCGGAGCCUGGCGCCAUGGCUCCUUUGGGCUACUUCGAUCCCCUGGGAUUCUGCCCUUCAGGCGAUGAAGGGAAGUUCAAGCAACUACGAGCGGCGGAGUUGAAGCAUGGGCGCGUUGCCAUGUUGGCCAGUGUGGGCUUGGUGGCCCAAUGCUACAUCAGACUCCCUUUCCUCGGUCUCAAAGAGUCCCCUGCCGGCUACAAGGCUGCAUUGCUGGUGCCUUCCUUGUGGAUGUUCGGUUUGGUUGUCAUUGCCUCAAUGCUGGUGGAGUGGCUGUUCUGGAAGGAGGACCCUUGGAAGGAGCCAGGUAACUUCGGAGAUCCGCUUGGCUUGGGCAUGUACGAUCGAGACAUGCGAAACAAGGAGCUUAACAACGGUCGCUUCGCGAUGUUCGCAACUUCCGGUAUACUUGCGGCAGAGCUCCUUACUGGCAAGACAGCCGACGAGCAGCUCGCAAGCCUGAUCUGA
Molecule: messenger RNA, 822 nt
Organism: Symbiodinium pilosum
Lineage: Eukaryota; Dinophyceae; Suessiales; Symbiodiniaceae
Source: the annotation of a GenBank genome assembly